GCUUAAGUUUGCUGCGGUCUCGUACUGGAGCAGACCGACGGCUUAGACUUGACCACGAUGACAGCCAUUGACAUCUGAUCUACUGCAGCUUCAGCUUCAAACCCCCACUGAAAAUUUGAUCUUCUCAAGGUGGGCCGUUCCAUUCCGUUGAUUCAUCAUACUAAUCCCCAUUUUCCCAGAUCAAAUAUUAACCCUCUUCAAAUCCAUAUCUAAAUCCCCUGUUUUUCUUGUUUUUAUUUUUGUUUCCGCCUCCAUGCCGGGUCUCGUCUCCGUCAAAACCCCGCCGGACACUCCGCCGCUACGGAUCUCCGUCCCCGACACGCCGCCGGUGUCGAAUCAUCGAACCCCAUCUCCUCUAACGAACAAACAGCCCUCUCCAUCUUCUUCCCGAUCUACGAACGGGAAGAAGAAGCUUCAACCGGAGAGUCCGACGGCGACCCAAUGUCCGCCGGAUUCUUCUCUCGACAACCCCGAUCUUGGGCCUUUUCUUCUGAAGCUCGCUCGCGACACCAUUGCCUCUGGUGACGGCCCAAACAAAGCCCUUGAUUAUGCGAUCCGUGCAUCGAAGUCGUUCGAGCGGUGCGCUGUGGAUGGGGAGCCGAGCCUUGACCUGACCAUGAGCCUCCAUGUUCUGGCUGCCAUUUAUUGUAGCUUAGGCCGGUUCGAGGAGGCGGUGCCGGUUCUUGAACAGGCGAUUCAGGUUCCUGACAUUGGAAGAGGGACGGAUCAUGCCCUUGCUGCUUUUUCCGGACAUAUGCAACUGGGUGAUACGUAUUCGAUGGUGGGUCAGAUCGAGCGGUCUAUUGGAUGCUAUGAAGAGGGCUUGAAGAUUCAGAUCGAAGCCUUGGGUGAGACGGAUCCCAGAGUUGGGGAGACUUGCAGGUAUUUAUCUGAGGCGCACGUUCAAGCAAUGCAAUUUGAUAGAGCAGAAGAAUUAUGCAAGAAAACUCUUGAGAUUCAUCAUGCACAUAGUGAGCCUGCAUCACUUGAAGAAGCAGCCGACCGCCGACUGAUGGCGCUCAUUUGUGAGGCGAAGGGCGAUUACGAACAGGCGCUUGAGCAUCUUGUCCUGGCCAGUAUGGCGAUGGUAGCAAAUGGGCAAGACAGCGAGGUUGCUGCCAUUGAUGUGAGCAUUGGAAAUAUUUACAUGUCUCUAGCUCGCUUUGAUGAGGCAGUCUUCUCAUACCAAAAGGCUCUUACUGUGUUCAAAGCAUCCAAGGGUGAUAACCAUCCUUUGGUCGCCUCGGUCUUCAUACGCCUCGCUGACUUGUAUCAUCGGACUGGAAAGCUCCGGGAGUCGAGAUCUUAUUGCGAAAAUGCAAUGAGGAUAUACUCAAAGCCUGUGCCUGGAACUUCACCCGAAGAAAUUGCUGGUGGGUUGACCGGAGUUUCAGCGAUUUACGAGUCUGUUGGUGAGGCCGAGGAGGCGUUGAAGCUCUUGCAGAAGGCUAUGAAGAUGUUGGAAGAUAACCCUGGACAGCAUAGCACAAUUGCCGGGAUAGAAGCACGGAUGGGAGUCAUGUUUUACUUGGUUGGAAGGUACGAAGAUGCAAGGAUCGCGUUUGAGAGUGCGAUAUCGAAACUUCGAGCCACCGGGGAGAGGAAAUCUGCGUUCUUUGGUGUCGUGUUGAAUCAAAUGGGAUUGGCCUGUGUGCAGUUGUUCAAGAUUGAUGAAGCUGUUGAGCUGUUUGAAGAAGCAAGAGGCAUUUUGGAGCAGGAGUGUGGCAAUUGUCAUCAAGAUACCAUUGGAGUUUAUAGCAACCUUGCUGCAACCUAUGAUGCUAUGGGAAGAGUCGAUGAUGCUAUUGAAAUAUUGGAAUCUGUUCUUAAGUUGAGAGAAGAGAAGCUCGGAAUUGCGAAUCCCGAUUUUGAGGAUGAAAAGCGGAGACUGGCUGAGCUACUGAAGGAAGCAGGCCGAACCCGAAACCGGAAAGCAAAGUCUCUGGAAAACCUCAUUGACCCGAACUCGAGGAAGACGAAGAAGGAGGCAACAAAGAAGUGGUCGAGCUUGGGAUUUAGAAUCUGAAUAGGAAAGUCUCUUCGAGAUCGAACUGCUUUACUGAUCCAACGUGCACAUUCUGUAACAUAUAAGAUCAUGUAUAGAGUUGAUUUAAUUUGUUCUGUUUAUGAACUGAACUCAUUUAUUGUUUUUCCUCUCUUCGUGCUGUUCAUUGUUUGAUUGAAUGAAUAUCUGUGUAAGGCUAAAACAUUGACCUUGAUUGAAUAAGAUUUUGGAAGAAUGUUUUCUCA
This is a messenger RNA of Cucurbita maxima (winter squash), 2250 nucleotides long. RefSeq names its product protein KINESIN LIGHT CHAIN-RELATED 1-like. Bases 254 to 2026 code for a protein of 590 amino acids. Gene Ontology annotation, molecular function: protein binding. NCBI's taxonomy places the organism in Eukaryota, Viridiplantae, Streptophyta, Magnoliopsida, Cucurbitales, Cucurbitaceae. The record is from RefSeq and is a predicted model, not a curated record. The transcript has 3 exons.